Aspergillus wentii DTO 134E9 is the source of this 1055-nucleotide messenger RNA. RefSeq lists its product as uncharacterized. Bases 1 to 999 code for a protein of 332 amino acids. The transcript is spliced from 2 exons. The record is from RefSeq and is a predicted model, not a curated record. NCBI's taxonomy places the organism in Eukaryota, Fungi, Ascomycota, Eurotiomycetes, Eurotiales, Aspergillaceae.
AUGGCGCCGCAAUACACGAAGGACCAACCUGAGAGCUUCAUCAAUGCCAUCCGAAAUGUGGCAAUCGUUGGUGCGACUGGACAAAUCGGCAAAGUCUUCACCGAGCACCUUCUCAAAUCGGGAAAACAGACCGUGACCGCCCUCACGCGCUCCGGGAGCGAGACCCAGCUUCCAUACGGUGUAAAGAAUGCACCAAUUGAUUACAAUGACGAGGGAACGUUGAUUGCGGCUCUCAUUGGCCAAGACUUUUUGGUCAUCACCCUGGCCUUGUCUGCCCCCCCGGACACGCAUAGCAAGCUGGUCAGGGCUGCGGCCAAGGCAGGUGUUCGGUACAUUAUGCCGAAUGCCUAUGGCACUGACUUCUACAGCAAUCCGAAGCUGCUGGACGAUAUACCAGCCUUGAAGUACAUUCUUGCCAACGUGCAAGAGAUCGAGGAACUCGGCAUCAACUGGAUCGCUCUUACCCCCAAUUUUUGGUACGAAUAUAGUUUGGGCAUCGGACCGUUCACGUUCGGGUUUGAUUUCCCGAACCGGACGGCGACGUUCUACGAUGAGGGAACCACGAAGAUCCAUACCACCACCUGGCCUCAGUGCGGGCGUGCGUUGGCCGCGUUGGUCAAUCUCAAAAAGAUUCCGGUAGACGAAAAUGAUUAUUCCGUUACUUUGGCUCAGUUCUGCAACCAACCGAUGUACAUUUCUAGCUUCACGUUGAGCCAGCGAGAGAUGUUUGAUAGCAUUAAUAAGCUCCUGGGUUGGACCGACGAUGACUGGAAAAUUUCCUAUCAACCCACUGCUGAGCGUUACAAGGAAGGGCUCGAGGAAUUGGCAAACGGCGAUGGAACAGGGUUCUUGAAGGCCUUGUAUGCUCGCGUAUUUGACCCAGCGGCCGGGGGCAUCUUCGAGACACACAAUAACGUGCUGGGACUACCCAAAGAGGAUCUGGACGAAGCUACACUGGCCGCACACCACUGGGCCAUUGCGCAGGCAAAAAGUGGAUAGUGUCAGAGGCGGACGUAUUCCAGAUAUUGAGGCAGAUACAUAGCGAGGCAGAUCAG